AUGGCGCCUUCACUGUUGGCCCGGAUGCAGGGAACCGAUCUUGACGGGCAAGGAAGCGCAUCGGAUACGCAGGCAGACACGCAGAGUGCUGUUUCUGAAGAGGUCGAUAAAUUCCUACGGUCGAUCGUGCUUGAUAUAGACAAUGGAUUAGAAAAGCCAUCAGCGCCAGGCGAGAUAGCUGUAGAAGAGAGUGGCUUGUCAGCAUCCAGCACCAUGAACGGUGCGGUUUCAAGCCAGAUGCCUGGGGAAGUUACUGAACUCAUCGAAGAAGGCGAGAUCCUCGACCCGCCUGUUCUUGCUCUCUAUCCGACCCACCUCGUCUCGCUCGUCCAAGAGAACCUGACGCGCCGCGGCGGCGGAUCAACCAUAGCGCCCGAUGUACUUCAGCAGAAAAUCACCGAGCUCUUCACGGACGACGUAUGCAGAAGCCUAGCGGGCCUGAACAAGGAGUUCAACGCUCAACUGAACGCUCAAUUCGAGAUCAAGUUGGAUGAGGUUCAGAACGCGUUGAGUAGCAGGGUGAAGACGAGUGACCCUGCCGAGAAUGGAGAGCUGGCGCAUAGCCCCGAUCGUCCAGCCGUCCAUAAAGUCGGAUCAGAUAUAUCCUUGUCCGACUCUUCCGCUAAAUCAGCAGUCCAAAACAAGACCCUUGGGACUUCUGAGAAGGGCUAUGAGAAGGCCACGCCCAUGGAUCAGGACAAAGAUGAGGACAAGGACAAGAAUAACACGAGUCGCAAAGUUACCCUCCCCGAUCGGCCAGAACCUUAUGUGCCCCGACUUCGACGCAACUCGAUGAAUAGCUCGCCGAUAGCCCCGGAUAUCGAUGUGUUAUACGUCCCUCGUAGAUACUCUGCCUCAUUCCCCUCCUCUUCCUCCUCCGCAUCCACUCACAAUCCCAGAUCCCCGCCCUCGCUGUAUCGUGACCCAGACCGCCCGGCUCCGUUGUCACGCAAGGACGAGCGUAUUUUGUUCGCACACCAAAUGAGUCAGGUCGCGCCCCAUGAUAGCCUCUCUGGCGCCUACGGCAUGAAGCGCAAAAGAGACCGGGAAGACUAUCUACCGUAUGAUUCUCCCGCCUCUUCGUCCUCUUCUUCCAGGUCGCGGUCACGCUCUGAUUCGCCCGCGCGAUAUGUCCACCGAAUCCCGAAACGGAGGGAAGAUCUGGCUUCAUACAUCCCUGGACACCACCGAUCUGCUUAUGACAAGCAUAGCUCGGACACUCGGAGCCCUCCCUCGAUGCCCAGUGGGUCAAAGCCUCACACACGCACGAAGAGACGAAGAGUGACGGAGCGGCAAGCUGACUGGGACCAACGUGAGUCAGAGAAGGUAGAUGAAUUGACUCAGGGCGACACUAUGACUUCGCCACCUAUGUCGGCUGCGACGCCCCCAGCUUCGUCGACGGCCUUUGAGCCAAACGACGAUAUCCCUCAGCAACACCCCAACGGCCUCGAGGCUGAUAUGUCCCCUCCCUCUUCUGACAUUCCAUCCCAGAACUUUUCCUGCCCCCUGCCGAGCCUGUGGGAUGUCAAAGACGGACUUCCCUCGCCCGGCAUCCUAUCUAUUGAUUUUGCCGUUGACCCACAAACUUCCACCCAACUAUGCAUACCAAAAGCCGGCUCAGAUGAACCUGGUCCUGCGUCGCGGCUGCCUUUCCGACUGCAGCUACUCUGUACACUAGACGAGGCGUGGAACGGCUUGACAUUCGAUCCUAGCACCGUCACGCCGUGGCAGAUGGCGGAGGAAGUACUGAAGAUGGAUGUCCAGUGGCCCCGACAAGGUGAUCUGAUUGUACAGGUCAAUGAAGGUACUCCAUGGUGCCGUACAUACAUGCCGAGAGACCUGGGGCCGUCAAGCCCGCCGUUGGAUCUCACAGCAUCUGUCAGAGAGGGUCAAAACACUAUCCGCCUAAUACAACUCUCCGAUAUGUCUCGCCAUCUCUUCGUUCUACAUGCGUCAUCGCGCGAACAGACCCCCGAAUCUACCACUCCUUCAGCCGAUUUCUACAAGCUCUUGAUGCAACCCAGCCCCUUCGCUACCUCUCUCGCCACACAUUAA
Pleurotus ostreatus (oyster mushroom) is the source of this 2055-nucleotide messenger RNA. RefSeq lists its product as uncharacterized. The record is from RefSeq and is a predicted model, not a curated record. The transcript is spliced from 4 exons. Bases 1 to 2055 code for a protein of 684 amino acids. Lineage: Eukaryota; Fungi; Basidiomycota; Agaricomycetes; Agaricales; Pleurotaceae.